CCUACUUACAAGGUUCUCUCAACUUAUUGCUCAGUGGCUUUCUGCCAUGAGCUCCCUGACUCGCUUUUUCCACAAAUUUCACACAACGCGAAACAUCCGAGCAUAUUCUUCAUUUUUCUCUUCAAAGCCAGGCGGCGGUCGUUAUUUCAAUCCUGCCAAACCUCCCAAGGUCGUACCCGCCGCGUCCAAGAGGAAUAACAAGCCAGCAGUAGAUCAGGCUACUGCCUCACCAGACACCGCCGACGACAUAUCCACGUCCAACUUCUCCUCCGGCGAACACCAACAUAAUCACUCAUCCGCUAAUAACCAAACAGUCGAGCACGACGGAAAUGCCGUCCCUAAAUCGGACUCGACGUCGACCUUUACCCACUCUACUACUUUGCCACGAGGCAACACACCGUCAUACCCUCACCCUAUGAUUGGGGACAAAGAUUUCAAACUACAUCAGUUUUUCUCUUUACACAGACCCUUGCUUCUCCUUUCAAACCCUUCCUCAGUCCUCGCUGGGCCACCUCCUGGCACAAGUAUAUUCUCUCGAUCGGCCCCGCCACCGCAGGAAACCGCAAAUCUCCUCUCUAAGUCUGCGGUUGUUCCGGAGGACAUACUCUCGGAAGUUUCGUACGAAGCCGACGCGGAGACUGCACGUACGCUGACUCGCGCCAUGACCAUCGCUCGGUUGGGCUCAGUCGUCGAUUGGGAAGCUACGAUGCAGAGGUUAGGUUUGGAAUCACACUCCGAGUCGGAAAGAGCGGAACUCAAGGAAAGGUUGGAUAAGGAGUAUCGGGACGUAGUGAUGGAUAGUGUGAAGAGGAAACGACGAAAAAAGAUGAAGAAACACAAGCUCAAGAAGCGCAGAAGGGAUACCCGUGCGCAACGACUGAAGAUGCGGUAAACGUAAUCUCAAGCCAUAUGGCAAGAAGAUUGUCUGCUUCAAUGAACUCGUAAUUAGAGAUAGGAUUGACUCACUCCGUUAUCUUUGCCCAGUACACAUACACAGCGGUGCGAAGGGACGAGUUCAGGGUGACACACAUGAACGCAUCGCUAAUGGUAAUGAUACAACAAGCAGACUAUUCCACACCUACAGUAAACACCACUAAGUUACCGUAACAAUCUCCCCUCUGCCAUCUUUCAAUAUUACCAGUUCGC
Molecule: messenger RNA, 1146 nt
Organism: Marasmius oreades (fairy-ring Marasmius)
Lineage: Eukaryota; Fungi; Basidiomycota; Agaricomycetes; Agaricales; Marasmiaceae
Exons: 3
Coding region: 47-892 (281 amino acids)
Source: RefSeq, a predicted model, not a curated record